Messenger RNA from Cuscuta epithymum, 857 nucleotides. The record is from the annotation of a GenBank genome assembly. Lineage: Eukaryota; Viridiplantae; Streptophyta; Magnoliopsida; Solanales; Convolvulaceae.
AUAAAUGGUCGUUUAUUUCCCUAUAAUCCUAACUCGUCCAACCCUAACGCCAAAAACAACAGAUUUAAAAAUUAAAAACCGGUUCCAUUUCUCCGCGGCCGCAGCGGAAGAAAGCAAAAGCUCAGCCAUCCUCCGUUCACGGCGGCGCAGCAUAAACCAUUCCGUCUCUCUCAUUCAGUAAGACCAGACCAGAUGUCUCGUUCUAUCUCCAACGCCAAACUCGUCUCUGCUUUCAUUUCUGAAAGAGUCUCUGUUCCUUUGAGCAGGACAUAUGCUGCGGCGGCGGCUCAGGCAACGGCUGGUGGAGUAAACGUGGCGAGGAGUAAGGUGAUGCUGAAGAGAGGAACAGAGGAAUCGGGGAGGAACGCCACCGCUUGGGUUCCAGAUCCGGUAACCGGCUACUACCGGCCGGAGAGUCAGGUGGCGGAGGUUGAUGCGGCUGAGCUCCGGCAGGUGGUCUUGAAAAACAACGCUACUAAUCAGCACUAUUAGAUCUUCCUCCAUUACUGUGUUAGGGUGUUGGACAAGCAAGAUCGAAGAGCUGCUUCUUUUGCCCGGGAAACGGUUUUCUGACUUCCAUAGAAAGAAAUCGAUUGCUUAGGUCGUUGGAUUGUUUUGAGUCCUUUUUUAACUUUGUUUUAUCACAGAUCUUUAUGUUAUUUUUAUAUUGAGUACGUUAUAGCAGAUGUAUUAGUGAUUGAGACAUAAUAGUGAUUCCAUACUGCUCAAAAAAAAAAAUAGUGAUUCCAUAACAUGAUAAACGGUUUUAAGCAACUUUGUAAGCUACGUCUUUAUUACGUAGUACGGAGUAUCUUUUUUCUAAUUACCGAAUACUAAGAGCAAACUCUCAUUUGUCA